GCCAAUCCCCAUCCUCCACGUCAGCUUAUCUCCACCCGGCUGCAGAUUUUAAACUUUCAAACCGCCCAAUAACUCACCCAGUCAACGGUCCAAAGGAUUCGGCAUAUUCCAUUUAAAUUUGUUUCUUUUAUCCUCGAUCGCCGGAAACCCAAUUCUCGAUUUGCCAAAGCUUCACACAUUAGGGUCACAAUUCUGCCCAAUCCGAUGAAACCCAAAUUGGGAUUUUUGGUGUUCGUCUUGGUCGCGGUCUUUUGUUCCAUAGCCGAAUCCAAAUGUAGUAGAGAAUGUGAUGUAGCUUUAGCUUCAUACUACGUGUGGCAGAAUUCAAAUCUCACAACCACAAUCCUAGCUGAACGUUUCCAAUCUACCCUUAAUAUUGACCCUGAAACUAUCGUGAGUUACAACAAGGAAAAGAUAGCCAACAAAGACAGUAUCCAACAGAAUAUAAGUGUCAAUAUUCCAUUCCCAUGUAAAUGUAUCGACGGCGAAUUUCUGGGUUACAUGUUUGAUUACACGGUUCAAUCCGGUGACACCUACAAUAAGUUGGCGCAGCAACUGUAUGCGAACCUGACCACGACUGAGUUGUUGCAGAAGUAUAAUAGCUAUAACGCCAAUAAUAUACCGGAUACGAAUACGAAUUUGAACGUGACAGUAACAUGUUCGUGUGGGGACAGCUCGGUUUCGAAGGAUUUCGGGUUGUUUGUUACAUACCCACUUCGGCCAAAUGACAAUCUGGAGUCGGUAGCGGUGGGGGCUGGUCUUAAUUCAAGUUAUACAACCUUGCUGCAAAAUUACAACCCGGGUGUGAAUUUCAGCCAAGGAAGUGGUGUGGUGUAUAUUCCGGGCAAAGAUCAAAAUGAUACGUAUCCACCCAUGCCUUCAAGCUCAACAGGAUUAGCGGGUGGAGUUAUUGCUGGCAUAGCUAUUGGAGGAGUAGCUGGUGUGGUGUUAUUUGCAGCUUAUAUAUAUCUCAGAUGUUACCGAAAGAAGAAGGUGGUGGAGGCAAGGUUGCCUUUAGCAGCAUCUGAGUAUCUAUCUGCUCAGAAUGGGCAUGGCCAUGGAAACCCCUCCUACAAGGAUGAGGAAUCAACUGGUCCAGCUUCUGGUCUUGCAGGCAUAACAGUUGACAAAUCAGUAGAGUUCUCAUAUGAAGAACUAGCCACAGCUACUGAUGACUUUAGUUUGGCUAAUAAGAUUGGGGAAGGUGGUUUUGGGGCUGUUUAUUAUGCAGAGCUGAGAGCUCCCAUCACUCUAUCUGUGCAGAAAGCGGCGAUCAAGAAAAUGGAUAUGCUCGCAUCCAGAGAAUUUCUUGCCGAAUUAAAUGUUUUAACACGUGUUCAUCACUUGAACCUGGUGCGCUUGAUUGGAUAUUGCGUUGAGAGGUCCCUUUUUGUAGUCUAUGAAUAUAUUGAGAAUGGAAACCUAAGCCAACAUUUGCGUGGCUCAUCAGGGAUGGACCCAUUGCCAUGGUCUACUAGGGUACAAAUUGCCCUUGAUUCAGCCAGAGGUCUUGAAUACAUCCAUGAGCAUACUGUUCCUGUCUAUAUCCAUCGUGAUAUUAAAUCAGCAAAUAUAUUGAUAGACAAGAACUUUCAUGGAAAGGUUGCAGAUUUUGGCUUAACUAAACUGACUGAAGUUGGAGGUUCCUCACUCCCCACCCGUCUUGUGGGAACAUUUGGAUACAUGCCACCCGAAUAUGCUCAGUAUGGAGAUGUUUCUCCCAAAGUAGAUGUAUAUGCUUUUGGGGUUGUCCUUUAUGAACUUAUUUCUGCCAAGGAAGCUGUGGUCAAGCCAAAUUGUUCCGAUGAUGAAUCCAAGGGCCUUGUUGGUUUAUUUGAUGAUGUUCUUAAUCAAUCUGAUCCUGUAGAAGACCUAGGCAAACUAGUUGACCCUCGGCUUGGAGAUGGCUACCCACUCGACUCAGUCCGGAAGGUGGCCCAAAUUGCCAAAGCAUGCACACAAGAGAAUCCGCAACUACGUCCAAGUAUGAGAGCUAUUGUGGUUGCCCUGAUGACACUUUCAUCCACAACUGAGAUUUGGGAUGCUCGCUCCUUCUAUGAAAAUCCAGCUCUUGUCAAUCUCAUGUCGGGAAGGUAGAACCUAGACAGUGCAACCUUACUUGCAUAGCAGGAGUGUUUUUUCUGGUGUGAACAAUGCCAAUAAUAAGCUAUUCCAGACAUCUUCAUUGUAAAUGAUUGAGAGCUAGAGGAGGGUUUGUAAAUUGUAUUUAGUUUAUAGUUAUUGUUUAUGUAUGCCGGAUUAUGUUCAUGUGUCACAUAAAUUUGUGGAGUUCAUUAA
Messenger RNA from Carya illinoinensis, 2298 nucleotides. Its product is annotated as lysM domain receptor-like kinase 3. NCBI's taxonomy places the organism in Eukaryota, Viridiplantae, Streptophyta, Magnoliopsida, Fagales, Juglandaceae. Gene Ontology annotation, biological process: protein phosphorylation; innate immune response. The record is from RefSeq and is a predicted model, not a curated record. The transcript has 12 exons. Gene Ontology annotation, molecular function: ATP binding; transmembrane receptor protein kinase activity. The coding region runs from base 205 to 2097 and encodes 630 amino acids.